GCCCCUCAUAGGAAGCAGCAGGCAGGAGUGUGUCAGUGAGGACCGGUCAUCAUGAGGAGCUGCUGCCUGGUCUGGACGCUGCUGCUCAGCAUCGCUGCUGCUGCAGUGUUCGUGGAGAAACGUGAAGCCAACGCGCUGCUGCCGAGGAGCCGUCGAGCAAACAGCGGCUUCCUGGAGGAGCUGAAACAAGGAAACCUGGAGAGAGAGUGUGUCGAAGAAAUCUGUGACUACGAAGAGGCUCGAGAGGUGUUCGAGGACGAAGACCAGACGAAAAAGUUCUGGCUGACGUACAACCGUCGUGACCCGUGCCUGGAGAACCCGUGUCAGAACAACGGAUCAUGUGUUUACAUGGGAAGCAGCUAUGAGUGUUUUUGUCCGGAGGGAUUUGAAGGACGAUACUGUCAGACAGUGUUUGAAGACUCAUUAAAGUGUCUUUACCUGAACGGACGCUGUCAACACUUCUGCGACGGCUCGGGACAGAGACGUCGAUGCUCCUGCGCUGACGGAUUCCAGCUGGCGGACGAUGGACGACAGUGCAUCGCUCAAGCCGAGUUUCCGUGUGGUCGGCUGGCGCCUCAGGAAACGGGCCUGAACCAGAGCCUCGUGGGUCAGACCCGACUGGUGGGAUCCAACCAGUGUCCCACAGGAGCGUGUCCCUGGCAGGUUCUGGUUCAGUUGAACCUGACCAGUCACUGCGGGGGGGUUCUGAUUCGUCCCGACUGGGUCCUCACUGCCGCCCACUGUGUCCAAGGACACAACACACAACACUUUGUUGUGGUCGCAGGAGAAAACGACCUGGACGUGGAGGAGGGGACAGAGGACCGGGCUCCUGUCGCCAUGGCCCUCGUCCAUCCAGGUUAUGACUCAGCGACCGGCGACAGCGACGUGGCUCUGCUGCGGCUGAGCCGCCGCGUCACCGUGAACCGCCACGCCAUCCCCGUGUGCCUGCCCGACAAAGACCUGGCAGAGCGGGAGCUGCUGCGGGUUCGAUACCACACGGUGACGGGCUGGGGUAAGAGAACCAGCGGGGGCAACGCCGAGUCCACCGGUGCGCCGCCCGGCGCUCCGCUCUCCCCCCACCUCCGCAGGAUGACCGUCCCCAUCCUCCAGAACUCGCAGUGCUCCUCCACAGCUCGGUUCAACUUCACCGGCACCAUGCUGUGCGCCGGCUACCUGGACGGGCGGCAGGCCAGCUGCCGCGGGGACGACGGCAGCCCGCUGGUCACAGAGUACGGCUCCACCCACUUCCUGACGGGGGUGGUGGGUUGGGGGCGGGGCUGUUCACAGCCUGGUUAUUAUGGGGUAUACGCCAACAUGGCCCACUUUGUGGACUGGGUGGAGCAAACCAUAAAAGCCCCGCCCACCAGCGUGACAGCCAGCGAGAAGCCAGUGGAGGAAAGUGCGCCCCCUACUGACAUGUUGGAGCAGAAAACCACUCUGUUACCUCCGCUCGCCACACUGAGGAUUUUCCAGCUCGCCAUCGCCACCUUCCUCCAGGGCCAUGUUGUGGUUUCACCGGCUGACCCUGGGCCUCCUGCUGCUCCACCUGGCCGCCGCUCAAGAAACUUGAACAAACAUCAGAGAGAGAAGAACGACUUGAAAGACAGAAACAUCGUCUACUUUCUUCCAUCAGCUAACAUGGAGGAGGUACAUGACAUAUACUUCUUCCUGAACAACCAGGCGGCCAAUCAGGUUCUGACCCGGCGGAGACGAGCCAACAGCUUCUUGGAGGAGUUCAAACAAGGCAACAUGGAGAGGGAGUGCGUGGAGGAGCGCUGCGAAUGGGAGGAGGCGCGAGAAAUCUUUGAAAACAAAGAGAAAACGAAUGAAUUCUGGGCCAAGUACGUUGAUGGCGACGCGUGCGAGUCCUUGCCCUGCGCUCAUGGCGGACAUUGCAAAGACGCAGUCGGCAGUUACAGCUGCUUCUGUCCGGCCGGGUACCAGGGCUUCAACUGUGAGAUCGUGAUUCCUGAACUCUGCGAGUCCACAAAUGGCGGCUGCGAACAUUACUGCAAAGUGGUCCGAGGAAGUGUUCAGUGCUCCUGUACCGUCGGAUACUUCCUGGCAUCAGACGAUAAAUCCUGCCACUCCAACCAGACCUUUAAGUGUGGAGCCGUCAUCAGCGCAGACACCAGAACGGUCUUCAGGUACGUGCGACAGAACGUAACAACAGAGAACCCGACCGAGUGGAACACGACCGACCGGGACACCGACUCCGUCAAGCAGAAGAUAGACUCCCCCCCUUCUGGAAACAGCACCGACGACCAAAUUAUGCCAGAAAACGCAGUUUUCGAGGAACCGGUCAAUGCUGUAAUGGCAACUAUGACCCGUAUCGUCAACGGAGAGGACUGUCCACCAGGAGAAUGUCCGUGGCAGGCUCUUCUCCUGAACGAUGAUGACGUCGGGUUCUGUGGUGGGACGAUUCUCAACGAGUACAUCAUCAUGACUGCGGCCCACUGCAUGAACCAAUCACGCUUCAUCUACGUCAAGCUUGGUGAGUUUGACACGUUGGUGGAUGACGGUAACGAGGCUACGCACCAAGUGGAAACUAUCAUCACCCACUUUAAAUACAAACCAGAUACGUACAACAACGACAUCGCUCUCAUCAAAUUAACCAAACCCAUCAAGUUCUCCAGGUUCAUCCUGCCGGCCUGUUUACCCGAGCAGGAGUUCGCUGAGAAGGUCCUGAUGCGGCAGCCUGACGGCAUGGUCAGUGGUUUUGGACGCACUGGCGAGCGCGGGCCUGCGUCCACCAUCUUGCAGCGCCUCUCGUUACCCUUCGUCGAUCGGUUCACCUGCAUCGAAUCCACCCGAUUCCGCAUCUCCACCCGCAUGUUCUGCGCCGGAUACCACACGACUGCCAAGGACUCGUGUCAAGGCGACAGUGGCGGGCCGCACGUCACCAAGUACCUCAACACCUACUUUGUCACCGGCAUCGUGAGCUGGGGUGAAGGCUGUGCACGCAAAGGGAAAUACGGCAUCUACACGCAGGUGUCCAAGUACAUCCGCUGGAUCCGUGAGGGAAUCGAUGAGCUGAUGCCAAAGGAGCCGAGUGGCGGCAGAGUGAAGAGGCAGCGCGGCGCCAUCAAGAGGCUGCGUCUGUAAGAAGAUCACGAUCCACAGGUUUCUGAUUCUUCAUCCAACAUCUCAGUGAACUCCACAGAGCAGAGGUCAGCGUCUCGUCGUUCCUCAUGUUGUCGUCCAUUUUACAUUUAAGACGUCUCAACAGUCGGUUAGAGUUCCAAGAAAAAAACUUUUCAUCAUUACCGAAAAAUUCUAAAGCUUUCACAAAUGUUUGUGUCCACCUGGGGGCAGCAGAACGAAAUGUAGUAGCUCAAAUGGCAUAUUAUCCGUUUCUGACAUGUUUCUAGAGCUAGCAGUCAUGUGACAGUAUCUGUAAUCCGUAGUGGCGUUCCUCAGGGUUCUGUUAUUGGUCUUUUGUAUUUUCUGUUGAAGAAGCAAUGACUGAUUUGUCCACUUUAUUAUUUAAAUGUGUCCGAGCGGAAAGAAAUGAGAAUAAAAAUAAAACGUCUGUUUUCAUGUGUUUUUAUCCAGAAAUGAAUCAGAAGCAAAUAAAGAAAAAUUAUAUCAAGUUUCUGUUUGAUUUUAAAUGAAUCUGAAGAUGUGUUAAUCAAACAUUGUGUGAAUUUGAAGACAUUUGUACUUUUAACUACUCUUUUAUUUCUUUAUUAAAUUCUCCAUGAUAUAACAAUUA
Pleuronectes platessa (European plaice) is the source of this 3715-nucleotide messenger RNA. RefSeq lists its product as uncharacterized. Gene Ontology annotation, molecular function: calcium ion binding; serine-type endopeptidase activity. Lineage: Eukaryota; Metazoa; Chordata; Actinopteri; Pleuronectiformes; Pleuronectidae. Gene Ontology annotation, cellular component: extracellular region. The transcript has 18 exons. Gene Ontology annotation, biological process: proteolysis. The record is from RefSeq and is a predicted model, not a curated record. Bases 52 to 3105 code for a protein of 1017 amino acids.